AUGUCGCAGAUACGUCUUACCAACGAGCAGAAGCUGCGCAUCUGCAAGCACGAGGAUGCUAACCCGCGCAUCACCCAGACUGCCCUGGCGGCUUGGACAAAGGACGCCUUUGACCUCCAGAAGGCACUUUCCCAGGCAGCGAUCAGCAAAAUCAUCAAAAAAAGAAAGGAGCUUGAGGCAAUGGACACCACUGACCUCAGCGCUAAGCGUCCUCGGACUGUCCAGCACCCAGCUGUGGAGGAGGCCGUCGCCUUCUGGGUCUUGCAGUGCCAGCACCGUGGGGUCGCUCUCACUGGACAUCUCAUACGGGCCAAGGCUCAGACCUUUUCGGGAUCAAUGGGCGUCUCGGAGGAAAACAUCAGCUUUUCGCAUGGGUGGCUCCACAAAUUCCAGCAACGCCACAAACUGCGAGCUGUCCGCAUUCAUGGCGAUAGUGGCUCAGCAAAUAUGGGCGCUCUAGAGGAGGCUCUUCCACACCUCAAGGCCGUGGUUGCUGGUUAUGCGCCACGUGACGUGUACAACAUGGACGAAACUGGUUUGUUCUACAGUAUGACGCCCGACAAAACGAUCGCCCAGCAAGAGGUCGAAGGGUUUAAAAAAGACAAGACGCGCAUCACAGUUGCUCUCACGGCAAACGCUGAUGGAUCCGACAAACUCCCGCCGGUCUUCAUUGGACACGCCAAAAAGCCGCGGUGUUUUGAGCGCAAGACAGCUGAGCGACUGGGCUUUCUCUACCGCAACAACAAGAAAGUCUGGAUGACUGGCAUACUCUUCCAGGAAUGGCUGGGAGACGUCGACAAAAGUAUGAAGCAAAAGGACAGAAAAAUCCUGCUUCUCAUGGACAACGCUCCUUCACACAUUGUUGCUGACCUGGAACUCACCAACAUCACGGUCCAGGUUCUUCCUCCUAAUACGACUUCAAAGGUCCAACCCAUGGAUGCUGGGAUUAUUGCCGCAUUCAAGAGGCACUACGGCCGGCUGCAUCUGCAGAAUGCCUUUGACCGUGACGAGCGCGGAGAAACCAACCUUUACAAGGUUGAUCAUCUCACGGCCAUGCGUUGGUCGCUGGCUGCGUGGAGCGAGAUUUCCAGUGCCACAAUCGCCAACUGCUUCCGUCAUACGGGACUCAUGGACGGUCCGGCUCUGCCGACUGGUGGGGGUGAAAACGAAGCCGGCACUGUUGGCCAUCAGGCCCAGCAGGAGGCAGCAGCUGCUGCAGUAGAGGAGCAGCGCGUGGAACAGGAUCUUGUUUCGGCGCUGGAAAGGCUUCCGCUCCGCAAUCCCAUGUCGAUCGCUUCUCUUCUCAAUCCGGCUGAGGAGGAGGAGACGGCGCAUGCGGAGCUGACCUAUGCCGAAAUCAUCAAGCUUGUUGAGGAUCCGUAUGGGGAGGAGGAAGGUGCUGCUGAGGCGGAGGAGGAGGUGGAAAAGCAUUCGAAGGCUGAAAAGCUUGCCAGCCUUAGUCUAUCCAUCGCCCUUCUCGACCUUUCUCAGGAGUCCCAUCGUAUAGCUCACCGGACCCUUCGCCAAGUCCAAGCUGAUCUCCGUAGUGCGAGCACCACUCAGGCCACACUUGAUUCCUGGCUGAAGUAG
Molecule: messenger RNA, 1590 nt
Organism: Peronospora matthiolae
Lineage: Eukaryota; Oomycota; Peronosporomycetes; Peronosporales; Peronosporaceae
Source: the annotation of a GenBank genome assembly